GGCAAAGGCCCGCCCCCAGGCCCCGCUGGAAAGCAAACGAGUCCUGAGGUGCUGCCGGGCGACUGUUUUGCGACACACGCUGGAGCUGCCUUGGCUGUUGUCCGGCUUCCGAGUGCAACCGGGCUGCUGAGACCGCCCGUCCUGAAUCAGCAUGUUCGGGGCCGCGGAGGAGGAUGACGCGGAUUUUUUGUCCCCUACAGGAGGCAGCGCCAGAUUGGCCUCUCUCUUUGGAUUGGAUCAGACAGUAUCAGUCCAUGGAAAUGAAUUCUUCCAAUAUACAGCACCAAAACAGCCUAAAAAAGGCCAAGCAGCAGCGACAGGUCAGCCAGCCCAGAAGAUGCCUACAACCACAGCGGCUUCAGCAGCCCCAUCGGUAUUUGUCGCCGCAGCAGUUCAUGCCUUUCGAUACACAAAUGGGCAGUAUGUGAAGCAAGGCAAGUAUGGAGCAGCUGUGGUGGGGAGCCAUGCUACCAAAGAGUACAAGAUUCUCCUUUAUAUCAAUCAGCAGCAGCAGGUCACGGUUGCCAGGAUCCAUCCAGGGUUUGUGCUCACGGUUCAGCCCAACAACUACAGUACAUUUUAUGAUGAUCAGAGACACAACUGGUCGAUCAUGUUCGAGUCAGAAAAGGCAGCCAUGGAUUUCAGUAAACAGUUAUGCAUUGCCAAAUGCAACAGCAGCCCUUCACUGGACUCGGUACUGUACCAGGAUCUCAUUGUUGGAGAGGGGCAGGGAUUGGAAGUAGGAGACUCUCUGGAGGUUGCCUAUACCGGUUGGCUGUUCCAGAACAAUGGGCUUGGACAGGUGUUUGAUUCAAACGUCAACAAGGACAAGCUGUUGCGUCUGAAGCUGGGUUCUGGAAAAGUCAUUAAGGGUUGGGAAGAAGGGAUGAUGGGGAUGAAGAAAGGGGGGAGACGACUUCUCAUUAUUCCUCCAGCAUGGGCUUAUGGGUCCCAAGGAGUAGCCAGUCGUAUUCCUCCUGAUUCCACCCUGGUUUUUGAGGUGGAAAUUAAGCGGGUGAAGCUGGUAAAGGAGUCUGGCUCUGAUGGGCAGAGUAUUGGUUCUAGGGAUUCUUCUGUAUCUUCCCCAGUACCCAAUUCAGACAGCUUCUCCACGGACCCUGUCGGAUUGCCUCCUUUGACAAUACCUCUGAAGCCUGGAGAGCCAGCUGUUCGGGCCAAGUCUAACUCUAUAAGUGAACAACUAGCAAAUCCUGAUGUAGCAAAAGCAAAGCUGAUUUCUCGGAUGGCUAAAAUGGGACAGCCUAUGCUACCUUUCCUUGCAGGAACAGCAGGCACCCAGCUUGACUCCAGUGACUCAGAAAUAGAGGACCCAAAUACAUUGAGAGGAACAGCACAGCCUGUCUCUUCAUCCCCCAAGAGACCUUUCUUGCAGCCAGCUCAUGCAGUACUGCCUCAGUUGACGACGCAAGUACCUCAGCCAUCUGUUUCUGGGCUCCAAGUGCCCUCUGCUGCCUUAAUGCCUGCAACCCUCCAGCCCCAUUCAGCUCUCUCUGGAAGUGCACAGAGCUUUCAGCCGUAUGCAGAAAUGGCAUAUGCCUAUUCACAAACUGCAGCUGCUUCCCAGCUCCAGCCUGUAGGACAGAUGUAUCCAUCACCUUUCCAAGCACCUAGUGAUGUUACUUCAUUCUUGAUGACAGAAGCUCGACAACAUAACACUGAAAUCCGAAUGGCUGUUAGCAAAGUAGCUGAUAAAAUGGAUUAUCUAGCUGCCAAGGUGGAGGAGUUACAGAAACAAAACACUAGCAAUAACUUGCUGCUACCUGGCAUCUCUUCAGUUACCAUGGAAACUGCCAUGAUCAUGAGCAACAUCCAGCGCAUUAUUCAGGAGAACGAGAGGUUGAAGCAGGAGAUAUUUGAGAAGAGCAGCCGUAUUGAAGAACAGAAUGAGAAGAUUGGCGAAUUGAUUGAGCGAAAUCAACGGUAUGUUGAACAGAGCAACCUGCUGAUGGAGCAGAGAAACAACUCAUUGCAAACAACAAAUGAACACACUCAGGCAAGGGUGUUGCAUGCAGAGCAGGAGAAGCACAUGCUGCCAGUGGAUCGGGGCUGGGACCAGGUCAAAGUUGCAGAGGAGCUGGCAGCUGCUACAGCACAGGUCUCCCGUCUGCAGUUGGAGCUGACUGCUCACCAGAAGAAGGAGAUGGACUUGCACACGCAGCUGACCACAGCCCUGCAGGAGGCAGAGAUGAAUGAGGCACAGCUCAACAAACUGCAAGCACAACUAGCCGAGCUCCAAGAAUCCUCAGAAGACACACAAGCUAAAUUCAGAGCUGAGAAGCAGAGCCGCAGGCAACUGGACCUGAAGGUUACGGCGAUGGAAGAAGAGCUAGCAGACCUGAAAGUAGAGAAAGAGAACCUGGAAAAGAACCUUGUUGAGAGGAAGAAGAAAUCCCUCUUGGAGAGAAGCCAGGCUGAGGAAGAGAUGGAUGAGAUUCGCAGGUCCUACCAGGAAGAACUGGGCAAGCUUCGACAGCUCCUGAAAAAGGCACGGACUUCAACUGAUCAAGCAGCAGCAGAGCAGCAGUCACUCAUCCAGGCAGAGCUGGAAUCCCAGUGGGAAGCAAAAUGUGAGCGCAUGCUGGUCUCUGCCAAGGAGCAGCACUUACGGCAGUAUCAGGAGGUGUGUGAGCAGAGAGACUCUCAACAGCAGCAUAUCACCCAGCUGGAAGAGAAGCUUUCUGCUCUGAAACACUCUAGAAAUGCGGAGGAGCAGAAACUCUCUGUGUUUCAGGGGAAGCUGGAGCAAUUGGGGCUGAUCAACGAGAAGUAUUCAGCCUUACAGUCCCAUGUUGCUGCCCUGAAGGCUCGCUAUGAAGAGCGUAUCAGGGAGCUGGAGAAGGGCUCUGUACUGGAAAAUCAGGAGAGCUCUCCGCCUGCAGACUCUACAGAAGAGGUGAAGAAGAUCAUGAAUGGGGUAUUUCAGACUUUGAGGGGUGAAUUUGAGCUGGAGGAGUCGUACAGUGGCAGAACAGUUCUUGGUGUUAUCAUGAACACCAUCAAGACUGUAACUCUGCAGCUGCUCAGUAGACAACAGGAGAGACGAGAGAGCAACAGUGACGAGGAGGAGGCGGAGCCUAGAACUGGAAAGGGGAAACAGGAAAGCCCACCAAAAGCAAAGGAGGACCAUGAAGGUGCUGUCCAAUAUGAGCCAGCACCAAGCACUGUGUGCCCAACUAAACCAGCAGAUGAGUCUGCUAGUAUUGCCACACCUCCCAGAUCUCCUGAAGAAGGGCAGAGGACCCAGAACACUACAGCAUCGAAAGUGAAGAUGAUCCAGGAGAUGCAUGAAGCGCAUACCUUCUCUGAAUCAGUUCAGCCGGUAAAGCCCAACCAAGGACUGGUGGAUCCUGAGGAGGAUGUAGACUCUGUACUGGCUGAGCAAAGGCAGGCAAGUGCUCCCAGUGGGCUAGAUCAGCAUGAAGGCAGCUCCCAAAAAAUAGCAUCUGUUCAGGCAGAAACACCAGAGCCCUCUAUUCUAGACACAAAGUUGGGAGCAAUGGAAGAGGCUUUGACUUCGGAAGCGCCAGCUACAGAGCACAAGGCAGAGGAGCCUGCAGGAGGACUGGAACCCCUGCCUCUGAAAAGUGCAGAGGGGGGGACUUGUCUGGGAAUUCCAGAUGCACCCAGGUUUGAAAUGGGUACAAGCAUUUCUGACUUAACAUCUGAGAUGGCAGAGAAGGAGCCAGCCACCAACCGUGAAACUACAGAACCCCAAGGACUGGCAUCUAGCCCCAAGCAGAAGGAUUCCAGUCUCACUGAGAAUGAUGAUGACUUGUUUAAAGUUGCAACCCAUAAACCACUAAAGCCUGGAGUUCCACCCGAAGAGGAGGAUGAGGAAGAAGUGAGCAUGAAAGGGCACCCUCCCCCAGCCCCACUCUUUGGGGAUGAUGACGAUGAUGAUGACCUGGACUGGCUGGGAUGAAGAGUUGGAAGAUGGUUUGGAUGUGGCUGGCAAGCAAGUCUGUGAGCUUCCCCUUUGGGCACAUGGCCUCUUCUCAAGUGUAUUUUGCACUUACCAGCUGCAUUUCCUUUGGGAUGGAAAUGGAACAGAUUUGGGACUCUCCAAGCUCCCCAGGUUACAAGUUAACUGGGGCUAUAAGCAAAUGACAGCACUGCUGGGCAGUUGGACCCAGUCUCGUUGGCCUGAUCAGCUAGCCCAGUUUAAGCAGCCAGCCACUCGUCCUGCAUGUUCCUGUUGCUGUCUUUUUGUGUGAGCCAUCAAUUUGUUAAUCUGAAACUCUGAUGUAAGUAUGAACUUUGUAACCAGUUCUGGAAUAAGCAAGUCUGGCAGUAUUCUGCAGCUGACACAGUGACAAAAACAGGGCAGAGAAAAUUGCUCCUCUCCCAGUACAAUUGAUACUAAAACAACAAAUAUAGAAUUCCAAAAAUCUGUGGGAUGUCAGAUUAACCCUUCACUAGAGAGACUUCAGGAUCCACCUGUAGGGCUUAACAAACAUGCUCACCAAACAGUUAGAGGCCAAUUGAAAGUACAUGAAGUAGGUUACCAUGGAGACUUCUAAUCCGAGUAUUUCCUGCCCACGCACAUGCCUUGUGGAAACUGAAGGAGUUGAGGUAACAUAGGCUUUGAGUGUUGAACGCUGAGCUGUAGAAAACAAUAAAUGGUGCUACCCGAGCCAAGGGCUACUCUGCAAAGGCUGUGAGUUCAUCACAGCUCCAUGGAGCUCUGACAGGCUGAGACCAGAGUGCCAAGAGAAUGAAUACUCUGUUAAGUAUAGACCUGCAGCUUCUAGUAAGUGCUUUAAAGAUUCCUCUAGUGUUUCCCAUUGUGGGAAGUUAAAUCCCUUUACCCUCCUUCACUAAAAUGAGUGACACAGAAGGGUUCUAGUAUGUUCAUGUGUAUCCAGUAUGGUCUUAAUGUGUGUGCCAGGACAUCCUGUAAAACUAAUUCAAUGGAGGCAGCACGCUGGCUGAAUAUAGGACCAAGAGUGAGACUGAGAUUGCCUUUCUUCUAGCCCUUUUGCCUAUUGUGAACCUUCAUCCCUUUAGGGCUGAGCUAUCCCACUAGCCUCUCCAAACCAUAAGCCGAAAAGCCGGCAGAAGAGGCAGUCUGUUGCUUACCAAGUGUACAGGUCCAGUGAAACAGUAAGAAAAAUUUGCAGCUACUAUUGACUAUUUAACUGUGUAUGGCACUUACCAGCAGUGCAGUUCUGAUACGAUAAAUAUCUGCACAACAAAAAUUUUUGCCUCCUACUCACUGCAGUCUGACACCGUGAAACCAUCGUGUCCCACAACCCCUGGCUUUUAGUGCUCCCCCACCAGUCCCACCAAAGGCAUCUUUGUCACCGCACAGUCUGCUCACACCCCUGUCCUUACUUCAUUCACAUCAUGUAUGUCUGUCUGUGAUGCAGGUUAGAUCAUCUCAGGCUGCACUUUGCCAUUGGCAAUAGAAACCCCACAACAACAGCAUUACAGACAACAAGAUGUUAAUGGGAUCCCUGUCCAGACAGAGGAGGAGGGAGUUACUUCAGGCAGUCAUUUGCCAAUCUGCUGUGCCUUUUUUCUCUGCUGCUAAAGGUGGCAGGAUUAUAGUAUAAAGUAGAACUCUUUAGAUUAAAGGGGCACUGUUAAAUUAUAGAUGAGGGUGUAUAUAUCUUAACCGGCUUAUUCAGGACACCAUAGGUUAUUGGAACAGAAUUUGUAAAUCCAAUUUUCAUUCUUUGUGCUCUAUCUACUUUUGCUUUUCACUCAGCUGGGAAGUUUCAAUCUUAUUUAUGUUCAUUUUCUAGUCAUUUUACUUCACGUACACAACCCUGCAGCAUUUUGAGUUGCAAAUAUUGCACAUGAGGGGAGGGAACAAAUUGUCUUUAAAAAUAAACAUUUCCACUUAAAUUAUAAUAGCGUAAUGGAAAUUGUUUAGAUCUGUCCUAGGUUCUGUGAACACUUUUACAAAAAUACCUGAGCAAAAUCUGCAAGUGUUCUGUUAAAUAUAGAAUAACUUGUUUUAAUUCAGGCAGUGCAGAGUACAAACCUGAUUGACAACAGUGACUCACAUACCCAAGGACUGCUUUGUUUUAAUGAAUAAAAAUGGGAUAAGUAGCCAAAUUUAACUAAAAAUAUGAAAGACUGAGUCCUGUGAACCAGCCAAUAUACUGAAAUGUAAACACUUGUUUCACAUAACUCCUCUAGCUUGGGGUAGAGCACCUUGCUCUCAAGUAGAAACUAUAAAGUCAAAGUAUGGAAUAAAUGUGUAAGAGCAAAGGGAUUAACACAUGCACACCAGGUUUUCCAGAAGUCCCCUUCAUUGUGAUAGUCUCUAUGUAUCUGUCCUUUAACUGUGGUCUUUGGAAUCAACAUGUCUGUAAAAGCCAUGUCUGUCUCCUUCACAGAUUUGAUAAAACCUAAAAAAUAAAAGUGCAAUUAAACAAAUCUA
Malaclemys terrapin pileata is the source of this 6412-nucleotide messenger RNA. Its product is annotated as FK506-binding protein 15-like. The record is from RefSeq and is a predicted model, not a curated record. Gene Ontology annotation, molecular function: peptidyl-prolyl cis-trans isomerase activity. The coding region runs from base 152 to 3943 and encodes 1263 amino acids. The transcript has 30 exons. Gene Ontology annotation, cellular component: growth cone. NCBI's taxonomy places the organism in Eukaryota, Metazoa, Chordata, Testudines, Emydidae.